This is a messenger RNA of Ostertagia ostertagi, 228 nucleotides long. NCBI's taxonomy places the organism in Eukaryota, Metazoa, Nematoda, Chromadorea, Rhabditida, Trichostrongylidae. The record is from the annotation of a GenBank genome assembly.
AUGAAUGACCUGAACAAGGACAACAUGAUUGAUAGCAACGAAUUGUUCAAGAUUAUCACUCAUAGUCAUACAGGUCCUGGAAAACCAGUGGAGAAUGAAGACUCUCUGAAGGAGAAGGUAGACUGUCUAAUGCGAGAUAUGGACCUUAACGGAGACGGCUUCAUUGAUUUCACUGAAUUCACGAGUCGAAAGGAUCAUGAAGGAAGCUGCUCUCGUCGAUUGCACUGA